UUGAGUCAAUCCCACCAUUACUUCCGGACCGGCUGGUCGACGACGAGUGGUGUCAACAGAUAUCAUGCCUUUGGACAUUCCUGAGAAAAUAGCGGCCUUCACCCUAGGCGUCACUGGACUACUGACCACUCUCUUCUAUAGACUGUACUCUAGCCGCGAACGAACUGCUGACAGAGUUCGGAAUGCUCGGAAUGUUCAGCUGAAGGAGCUGCAUGAAGUUUUGCGUGAGAAUGACAACCGACUGGCUUAUGUGACUGUGGAAGGCAUCGUGGUGCCGUACUACCAGGAGCUGCAGAGUACCCACUGCGACAUGAAGGGAGUCAUCCAGCACAUACAGAAAGUAGAGCACAAGUCCAAGAGGGUGCAGGGAUAUUGGUCCGACGCCAAGAAGAUCAUGCAGGACACACUGGAAGCUGUUCCCUUCAAGUUGGUGGAGCCGCCAGAGGGCAAACAGGAAGUGUACGUGAACGAGGCCCUCAGCGCUGACCUCCUUCAAGAUGAACUCACUGUCACUUUUGACCAUUUCGAGCCAGGCAAAUCCUCCCUACUCCAAAGUGGCAUUGACCGAAUCUUUGGCGAGGUUUCAAAGGGUAUCCAGGACACGGAGAAGAUGUUGCUGGUUGGCACGAACCUGCGGGGCAUCGGGGAAGUCUGUCUGGAGGAUGGGAAGGCCAUGAUUGGACCACCAAGUGAUGGCUCCAGGUUCAUACUGACCAAGUUAAGUAAAGCAACAGUAGUCCGCAAGUUUGAGUCUCAGGCGUAUGUGUACAAGUGUUUGACCGUUGUGUUGGGAGCGGUCAGUUCGGGGCUGUUGCUUUACAUCUUGUGGAAGUUCUACAGAAAGUGGAGAGACAUACGUCAACAGCAGGCUGAGUUCGCCCUGAUACGAGCGACUAAUGAACUCGGUGACUCUGAUAACUCGGACUCUGAUCAGCAGUGUGUGGUGUGUCUGGCCAAGAGGAGGAGUGUCAUCAUCAUGGACUGUAGGCAUGUGUGUGUGUGUUCAGACUGUGCAGAGCGACUCCCGUCACCGAAGAAGUGUCCCGUGUGCAGGUGCUACGUUCAACAGUUUCUCCCCCUGUAUAAUGCAUAAACAGAAACUAUUUAACAACCUGAUACGUGGAGAGCAUACUUCAGUGUGGUGACAAUCAGAUGCAUAUAUUAUAUAGUUAGUCGGCAAUGGUAGGGCGGUCAAUAGUUGAACAAGUUCCAUCCUGCAGCGUUCAAUAUUCACGAAUUCCAACUGACAAAGAUGAUAUGAGAAACAUUUUGAUGUUCCAGCGUUCAAAUACUACAGCAGACCCCAGGGACUUGAGGUCAUCUUUGCUCCCAGACAGAUUAAUGUUCCCCAGAAGGGUAGAAUGAUUGUGGGAAGUAUGUUUGCUUGUGUGCAUUUUAUUUGUUCUUCAUGGUGAUUGGUCAUUUGAAGACAUAUGAUGUCAGGGGUGCUCAAUGUCAUCUAAGUUUGUUGUGCAGAAUGGCAUGCCUUGACUACAUUAGAAACCAAUUCAAAACUUGGACUUACAUAUCAUCAGUCACAUGACUCCUGGAAGCUUGAUAGUUAAUCGGUUGGACAGUGGCAUGUGAAUCAGGAUUCACAUAAUGUGACUUUGUCAGUUUAAGAAUUUCAGUCAUUCAACGUGUGGUCACAGUAUGAUACAGACGUGCGGUUGCAGUAUGAUACGGACGUGUGGUGGCAGUAUGAUACGGAGGUGUGGUCGCAGUAUGAUACGGACGUGUGGUGGCAGUAUGAUACGGACGUGUGGUGGCAGUAUGAUAUGGACGUGUGGUGGCAGUAUGAUAUGGACGUGUGGUGGCAG
Molecule: messenger RNA, 1820 nt
Organism: Haliotis rubra (blacklip abalone)
Lineage: Eukaryota; Metazoa; Mollusca; Gastropoda; Lepetellida; Haliotidae
Product: mitochondrial ubiquitin ligase activator of NFKB 1-like
Exons: 3
Coding region: 65-1093 (342 amino acids)
Biological process (GO): organelle organization; protein ubiquitination
Molecular function (GO): ubiquitin-protein transferase activity
Source: RefSeq, a predicted model, not a curated record